Messenger RNA from Knipowitschia caucasica, 3342 nucleotides. The record is from the annotation of a GenBank genome assembly. NCBI's taxonomy places the organism in Eukaryota, Metazoa, Chordata, Actinopteri, Gobiiformes, Gobiidae.
AUGUCUGGCCAAAAUCCUUCCGAGAGCCGCUUCCAGGUGAACGUGGUCAGCGAGGCCUCGGCUCCUGGCUCCAGUCCCCAACCUCCGGCUCCAUCCGCUCCUCCACCCAUGAAGACUCUUUCAGUCCCGGUCUAUGCUCCAGGGCCGGUCCCUCCAGCUCCGGUCCAGGCCUCCUCUGGUCCUCCACCCUGCCCCCCGCUCCCCGAUCCCUCGCGACCCACAGAUCGGUUCCGUGUGGUAGGCUUUGCAGACUCAGAGCUGGGAGCGCCGCCAGAUGUUUUCCAGGAGCCGGACAACGUGAAGAGUGACUCCGUCAGCCUGCACUCCACCGGCACAGGACACACACACACCUCCGGAGUGUCCCAUGUUUCCGGAGUGUCCCACGUCUCUGCAGUGUCCCACUUCUCUGACUACUACAUGAGGACGUUUGGACACAACACCAUCGACGCUGUGCCCAACAUCGACUUCUACCGACAAACCGCUGCGCCUUUCGGGGAGAAACUCACCCGGCCCUCGCUCUCUGAGCUCCACGACGAACUCGACAAAGAGCCCUUCGAGGAGGGGCUGGCCAAUGGGGACGAGCCGUCUGCAGCGGAGGAGGCGGCGGCUCUGGCAGCGAAGGAGGCCAAAGGAGGAAUGGUGAAGUUUGGAUGGAUCAAAGGAGUGCUGAUCCGAUGCAUGCUGAACAUCUGGGGCGUCAUGCUCUUCAUCAGAAUGUCUUGGAUUGUGGGACAGGCGGGCAUUGGUCUGACCAUCGCCAUCAUCCUCAUGGCCACGUUAGUCACCACCAUCACUGGACUGUCCACCUCCGCCAUCGCCACCAAUGGAUUUGUCCGAGGAGGUGGGGCAUAUUACCUGAUCUCCCGGAGUCUGGGGCCAGAGUUUGGAGGGUCCAUUGGUCUGAUUUUUGCGUUUGCGAACGCUGUUGCCGUGGCGAUGUACGUGGUGGGCUUCGCCGAGACUGUGGUGGAGAUGCUCAAUGACGUGGACGCUCUGAUGACAGAUGAACUCAACGACAUCCGCAUCGUGGGGACGCUCACUGUGAUUCUGCUGCUGGGCAUCUCUGUGGCGGGAAUGGAGUGGGAGGCCAAGGCUCAGAUCGUGCUGCUUGUGAUCCUGCUCGCUGCCAUCGCAAACUACUUCAUCGGGACGUUUAUGCCUUCGAAAGAGAAGGAGCCGAGAGGAUUCUUCGGCUACAACACGGCUAUCUUCCUGGAGAACCUGGGCCCAGACUUCAGAGACGACGAAACUUUUUUCUCAGCUUUUGCGAUCUUCUUUCCCGCUGCAACAGGAAUCCUGGCCGGAGCCAACAUCUCGGGAGACCUCACCGACCCUCAGUAUGCCAUCCCCAAAGGAACUCUUCUGGCCAUCCUCAUUACCGGAAUCACCUAUGUGGCUGUGACCAUCUCCACAGGCUCGUGUAUUGUGAGGGACGCGACUGGAGACCAGAACGACACCGUGAGCGACACCGUGAACUGCACUGAUGCGGCCUGUUCUCUGGGCUUCGACUUCUCCAUCUGCAGAGAGGGCGGCUGCCAGUACGGCCUCAUGAACGACUUCCAGGUGAUGAGUUUGGUGUCAGCGUUCGGGCCUUUAAUCUCCGCAGGGAUCUUCUCUGCGACUCUGUCCUCAGCUCUGGCCUCACUCGUCAGCGCCCCCAAAGUCUUCCAGGCCUUGUGCAAAGACAAUAUCUUCCCCGGUCUGCAUUUUUUUGCCAAAGGUUUCGGCAAAAACAACGAACCUCUGCGUGGAUAUGUGCUCACCUUCUGCAUCGGACUGGCUUUCAUCCUCAUCGCUGAGCUGAACAUCAUCGCUCCAAUCAUCUCAAACUUCUUCUUGGCUUCAUACGCUCUCAUCAACUUCUCAGUGUUCCACGCCUCCCUCGCCAAUUCUCCAGGGUGGCGCCCCAGCUUUAAGUACUACAACAUGUGGGUGUCUCUGGCCGGAGCCGUGCUGUGCUGCAUCGUCAUGUUCGUCAUAAAUUGGUGGGCGGCGCUGGUCACUCUGCUCAUCGUGCUCGCGCUCUACGUCUACGUGGGCUACAAGAAACCAGAUGUGAACUGGGGCUCCUCCACUCAGGCUCUAAUCUAUAACCAGGCUCUGACCCACAGUCUGGACCUGACCAUCGUCCCGGAUCAUGUGAAGAACUUCAGACCCCAGUGUCUGGUUUUAGCAGGUUUUCCAAACGCACGUCCUGCUAUGCUGCACCUCGUCAACUCCUUCACCAAGAACGUCGGACUCAUGCUCUGUGGACACGUCAGAAUCUUGAGUCGUCGUCCGAACCUGAAGGAUUUGGCGUUGGAGCACGGCCGCUGUCAGCGCUGGCUGCAGAAGAAGAGGAUCCGAGCGUUUUACUCACCGGUGCUUGCCGAUAACCUGAGACACGGAGCCCAGCUGCUGCUGCAGGCGGCUGGUCUGGGUCGACUCAAACCCAACACUCUGGUGAUGGGCUUCAAGAAGAACUGGAGCGACCAAGAAAUGAGAGAAACUGAGCUGUACAUCAACACCAUACAUGACGCGUUUGACCUUCAGUUUGGGGUGGUGCUGCUCAGGCUCCAGGACGGACUGGACAUCUCCCACAUCCAGGGACAAGAUGAACUGACUGUGGAGAAACCCAAAGGCACGUCAGUGAACACAGACCCUAGUCCAAAUCCCAACGGCACCCAGAGCAUCCCUCUCAUUAUUAAAGACAGUAAACCUCCGCUGAGCCUCACGGACCAGAGGCUGCUCGAGUCCAGUCAGAUCUUCAAGAAGAAGCGGGGAAAAGGAACCAUCGACGUGUGGUGGCUGUUUGACGAUGGAGGUCUGACCCUGCUGAUCCCGUACCUGCUCACAAACAGAGGGAAAUGGGGCGACUGCAGAAUCCGAGUUUUUAUGGGUGGAAAAAUCAACCGCAUCGACCACGACCGAAGAGCGAUGGCCAUGCUGUUGAGUCGCUUCAGGAUCGACUUCUCUGACAUCACCGUUUUGGGCGACAUCAACACCAAACCCAAAAAGCACAAUAAGCUGAGUUUUAAGGAGCUGAUCGAGCCGUACAGACUGAGAGAAGACAACAUGCAGCAGGAAGAGGCCGAGCGGCUGAAGGCCCUGGAGCCCUGGAGGAUCACUGACAACGAGCUGGAGCUUUACAAAGCCAAGACAAACCGUCAGAUCCGGCUGAACGAGCUUCUGCAGGAACAUUCCAACGCAGCCAAACUCAUCGUCAUAAGCAUGCCCCUAGCCCGUAAAGGCACAGUCUCUAGCGCCCUCUACAUGUGCUGGCUGGAAACGCUGUCCAAAGACCUGCCUCCGCUUCUGUUGGUGCGCGGGAACCACCAGAGCGUCCUCACUUUCUACUCCUGA